GUUCAUCCCCAAUUACCCGUCAUCCUCUGCCGUAUGACGUAGCGACAGCCGCGGCGGAGGUCAGUUCGAGAGGACGAACGAAGAACCCCAUAAAAAUCGUCUAUUUGGGGGAAAAUAACAGCCGUCAUCAUGGGGAAGCACUUUGGCGAGCUGUACAAGAUGCGGCACAUCAUCACCUACAGCAUCUCACCUUUAGAGCAGCGAGCCUUCGCCGGAUACUUCACUAAGGGCUUCCCUAACCUGCUGAGGAGAGCCAAGAACAGAGUAUUCAGAAUCGUGCCUCAGCUGGUGAUCGGGUAUGUCAUCUACAGCUGGGCUACAGAGGAGAAUGCCCGCUCCAUCAGAAAGGGUUUUGAGGGCCCAACAGAAUAGAUCCUCCCAUCGGCAACAGUGUACCUGAAACAACUCGAUGUGUGGAGUGACCAUCUUUGUUUUGUGAACAGUAGACUCUUGCCAUGAUGUCAUCAGCACUCUUAGAUGGUUGCAUACAGCAUUGACUUUUUCAACCCAUUCUAUCGUAUCUAUCCCCUCUCAAUAACAGUAUAUCAGUAGGCCUUGGAAAAUACAAAGUCAACAACAGCAUGCCGCAUCAGAAUGGUUUUGAGAUUGUAAAUGGUUCUAGAAGAAGGCUGCAUUAAAGUUACAUCAAAUUUAUACAUAAAC
Branchiostoma belcheri (Belcher's lancelet) is the source of this 663-nucleotide messenger RNA. RefSeq names its product cytochrome b-c1 complex subunit 8-like. Gene Ontology annotation, biological process: mitochondrial electron transport, ubiquinol to cytochrome c. Bases 130 to 372 code for a protein of 80 amino acids. The record is from RefSeq and is a predicted model, not a curated record. NCBI's taxonomy places the organism in Eukaryota, Metazoa, Chordata, Leptocardii, Amphioxiformes, Branchiostomatidae. The transcript has 3 exons.